UGCAACCAACAUAAUGUUGGCUCUCCGAAUUUUGGACAAGUAUUAUACAAAAUGGCACAGGUGCAAGUUAACCUGGACCAUGACAUACCUCUGCUACUCCUUCCACCCUACUGGGCUAAAACCAUUGUGGGAUUUCUUUCCAUCAUCUGCUUUGUGAACAGCUAUGAUGGGGAUUUUGUCUUUGAUGACUCUGAAGCUAUCAUCAAUAACAAGGACCUCAGGGCAGAUACCCCCCUUGGCGACCUGUGGCAUCAUGAUUUCUGGGGCAGCAAACUCAGUAGCAAUACCAGCCACAAAUCCUAUCGGCCGCUUACUGUGUUAACUUUCAGGAUUAAUUACCUUUUAGCUGAAGGCUUUCACCCAUUGGGCUUUCAUGUCAUCAACAUAAUACUCCAUUGUAUUAUCUCCGUCUUAAUUGUGGACGUCUUUUCAAUAUUAUUGGGUGGGCUGCAAUAUACUAACAAAGGCAGACGGCUAAACCUUGUCCCUAAAUCAUCAUUGCUGGCUGCUUUGCUAUUUGCUGUACAUCCCGUGCACACUGAAUGUAUUGCAGGAAUUGUUGGCAGAGCGGACUUGUUGUGUGCCCUCUUCUUUUUGCUGUCAUUCCUUGGCUACUGCAGAGCCUUUAGAGAAAGUAAAGAAGGCCCCCAUUUUUCUACGGCCUGGGUCUUAUUAAGUGUUCUCCUGGGUGCUGCGGCCAUGCUGUGUAAAGAACAAGGGAUUACAAUACUGGGCUUAAAUGCUCUUUUUGAUGCAGUGGUGAUUAACAAGCUCAAUAUAUUAGACAUUCUUCUGAAGAUACUUCAUAAAGACAAGUCACUAGAGAGCCUGGUGGUGUUUAGAAAAGGACUCCUUUUCAGGAUGACUCUUUUGUUCUCUGGAGGAGCCACCAUGCUGUAUGUGCGCUGGCAAAUUAUGGGCACGGGGCCCCCAGCAUUUACGGAGGUGGAUAACCCAGCUUCAUUUGCAGAGAGUCCGUUUGUGAGGGCUAUAAACUAUAAUUACUACUAUUCGUUGAAUGCAUGGUUGCUGCUGUGUCCCUGGUGGCUGUGUUUUGAUUGGUCAAUGGGCUGCGUGCCCCUUAUUAAAUCAGUCAGUGACUGGAGAAUAAUUGCAGUAGGAGUUCUUUGGUUCUGCCUAAUUGCUCUGACGUGCCAGGCCUUGUGCUCUGAAGACAGCCAGAGGAGAAGAAUCCUUACGUCAGGAUUGGGAUUUCUUAUUAUUCCUUUUCUUCCUGCAAGCAACCUCUUCUUUCGAGUUGGAUUUGUCAUUGCAGAAAGGGUGACCUACCUUCCCAGCAUUGGCUAUUGCCUGUUGAUUACAUAUGGAUUUAGUCUGUUGAGCAAACAAGUUAAGAAGAAGAAAUUGCUUGUUGCUGCUCUGCUGGGCUUCUUGUUGAUAAAUGUGUGGCGCUGUAUUGUCCGCAGUAACCAGUGGAGAUCUGAAGAGCAACUUUUCAGAAGUGCUUUGUCUGUGUGUCCGCUAAAUGCCAAAGUUCAUUAUAAUGUUGGCAAAAAUUUGGCUGACAAGGGCAACCAAACAGCCGCAAUCAACUAUUACAGGGAGGCAGUAAGAUUGAAUCCUAAAUAUGUGCACGCCAUGAACAACUUGGGAAAUAUCUUGAAAGAAAGGAAUGAACUCCAGGAAGCUGAAGAGCUGCUGUUGUUAGCAGUACAAAUACAGCCUGAUUUCGCAGCAGCAUGGAUGAAUCUAGGAAUAGUACAAAAUAGCUUAAGAAGAUAUGAAGAAGCAGAGAAAAGCUAUUGGACAGCAAUUAGACACCGGAAAAAAUACCCAGAUUGUUACUAUAAUUUAGGACGUUUGUAUGCUGAUUUAAAUCGUCACGUAGAUGCAUUGAACGCCUGGAGAAAUGCCACUGUUUUGAAACCACAACACAGUCUGGCUUGGAACAACAUGAUUAUAUUACUUGAUAAUACAGGUAACUUGGCACAAGCAGAAGCUGUCGGAAGAGAGGCUUUGGAAUUAAUACCUAACGAUCACUCUCUCAUGUUUUCACUGGCAAAUGUGUUGGGGAAAUCACAGAAAUAUAAGGAAUCUGAAGCUUUGUUCCACAAGGCAAUUAAAGCCAAUCCAAUGGCAGCCAGUUACCAUGGUAAUUUGGCUGUGCUGUACCAUCGCUGGGGAAAUCUUGACUUAGCCAAGAAACACUAUGAAGUCUCUCUGAAGCUUGACCCCACAGCAGCUGGGACCAGGGAGAACUAUAGUCUUUUAAAAAGGAAACUGGACCAACUGCAAAAAAGGGGUGACGUCUGAGCUUUCUUCUCAGGCUUUGAAUGCAUAGCAGAUAGCAUUUAUUGGUAAUGUGGCCAUCAUCAGAGCAUAGCAUUCAGUCACACUCUCAUUUAAAAACAAUACAGUACUAUAAUUAUAGUACCAGAGGUGGACAUUGGGAUUUUUCUUGGAGACUGACAUCAAAAAGUAAUUAAAAAACAACAACAAUCAGCCUUAUUUUCAAACUGCUCAUGUAGGGAAUUAAAGGAUUUUUGUUUCUUCUUCUAAAUAUUUGAACUAAUUUUUAAAUACGUUGAAGAUCUGAUACCCAGAGCAUUUGCACUAAUAGAGGCCACACUAAAUUGAACAGUAGGACACAUUCAAAUUAUAUAUUAUAUAAUUAUAUGCAUUUUCUGUGGAAAAUAUAACCAUAACACGAUACAGCAAAUCAGGAAAGAAAAUGAAUGGUAAUAUUUUACUUUUGUGUAUACUUAGUCAAUGGAAUUCCAAUGCAGUUUUGGUAUGAAAUGUGGACCUGAUAUAAUGACAUCAUAUUGAACAACAAAUGUUACUUUUUACAUCCAGGUGAAGACGAUGUUUGUCUUAAUAAUGUAGAGGGUAUUGCUUUUUCUGAGAGGUUUUCUUGUUCUGUCCAUUGAAUACACAGUUAAUAUAUGUAUAUGGUGAGAGUGGAAUCAAUUCAGUUACUUUAUCAAGAUAAACCUUUGAAUUCAAAUCAUUUAUAGGUUCAAAGUCAACCUUUAGCUGUUGCUAUGCAGCUUAAUUGGUUAUGAAGGAGGGCUUGAUGUCAAAGUAGUUUAAAUUAGAAAACCUCUCAUACCUGGAAAUAUGCCUGGAGUCUCAUAGCAUCUCAACUGGGCAAUGGUUAUUACAUUUUAAGUCAGUGUGACUGUUUGUCGGGUUUUUGUCUGCUGUUUUGUUGGCAGCUGCUUCCUCUGGGAUGUUAGCAGUUUAAAUUCACAUGGUGCACCAGGGUUCUUAAUUCUUCUCGGGAAUGAUAGGACUCGGAUCUCUUGUUGAGCUCAACAGUUCUUUAAAGAAACAAAAGCUUUGCUUAGAUGCUCUUAAAAUCAUCAUCCUCAUCGAACUGCAGAGCUGAAAGAGACC
This is a messenger RNA of Pogona vitticeps (central bearded dragon), 3360 nucleotides long. The record is from RefSeq and is a predicted model, not a curated record. Lineage: Eukaryota; Metazoa; Chordata; Lepidosauria; Squamata; Agamidae.